Molecule: messenger RNA, 2229 nt
Organism: Mucor velutinosus
Lineage: Eukaryota; Fungi; Mucoromycota; Mucoromycetes; Mucorales; Mucoraceae
Exons: 5
Coding region: 1-2229 (742 amino acids)
Biological process (GO): nucleotide-excision repair; mismatch repair
Cellular component (GO): XPC complex; nucleus; nucleotide-excision repair factor 2 complex
Molecular function (GO): damaged DNA binding; single-stranded DNA binding
Source: RefSeq, a predicted model, not a curated record
AUGGUAGCUACACGCCGAUCAAGUAAGCGAAAGGAGCCUUCAGGCGAGACAUCAAACAUCAAGAAAAGAACACCAAAAAAGGCCAAGCUGGAGCAGCAAACCAAGAAGGAGAAAGGAAAGCAGAAACAGGUAGACUUGAUGGACGAAGAUUCAGUGGAGGCAGAUGUCGCUCCGUCUGAUCAUCAUGACGAGGUGGGCGAUGAGGAAGAGGACGAUAUAGACUGGGAGACGAUUCAACUGCCACCACGAUUUCAACAUCAGGAGGAUGAACAAGAGUACAAGAUGGAUGGUAUGGAAAUGGAUGCUGCCCCAACAGUCUAUCAAGAUGUAGAAAUUGUAAUGGAACAGCCUCGAGCUGUAUUAAAGGAAUCAAAUUGGGAGAGGGCCUAUCAGCGUAAUCUGAGAGAGUGGAUGCAUCAUAGUCAUGUCGUAACGCUGAUUGCUCAUUACAAGCUGCGAAAUAGCUGGUGCUGUGAUACAAACAUAAAGAGUGUCUGUUUGUCUAUCAUCCCUGACAAUUGCUCCAGAUUGCUCUCUGAAGAUUCAGAUGAGGCUGCGCUAAAAACUGGUAUCAAAUGGUUAUUGAAAUGGUGGCACGAUUUCUUUGUGUUAACUGGACCAGGGCUAUUGACAAGACCAUAUCUAGAAUUGGAAAACUAUUGCAAUGGCUUCAAGACUCUAAAAGAGUGGAUAGAUGCCCAUCAAUCGGAUGAACAUGGUGAUUAUAUAGAGGAUGUAGAGGCAUUCAUGCAGCUGCUUGUCACCAAAUCAGGUACCCGGGAUACCGCUGCUGAAUUAUUCGCAGUAAUUUUGAGAGCGUGUGGAUGUGAUGUUCGCCUAGUGGCAUCUCUCCAACCAGUACCAUACAAAGUAACGCCAGGCACACCAUCCAAAGCAGCAAUACAAAAGACAGAAGCUUCAGAUGAAAACGAAGCCAAUGAGGAUUCAAACAAGCCCAUUUUCAAGUAUCGUGCGCCAACUAAAUCGUAUGUCGAUCCCAAUGUACAGCUCAGGGAAACCAAAGCCAAGCCGCCUACUGUUUGGUGUGAAGUGUACUGUAACGAUACAAAACGAUGGAUGACAAUCGACCCAAUUCGCGGAUUAAUUGAUAAGCCCACACUCAUGGAGCCAGCUACUAUGAAUCGAGGCAAUCACAUCUCGUUUGUACUCGCAUUUGACAACCAGAGCAAAGUGACAGAUGUGACAAGACGAUACACGGCCAACAUGGACAAAGCCAUUCGAUUGAGAGAGCGUCCACUCACGCGGCGAGAAAAGCAAGGUGGUAUGAGCAUGUGGUCCGAAUCCUUGUUGGAAGCUGUAUGCAAAAAGAGGAAAGUUGAGCGAGAUCAUCUUGAAUUUGAAGAGAUGGAGAAACAGCGAACGAGGCAAGUGAUGCCAUCUGCUAUAGGAGGCUUUAAAAACCAUCCCGUGUAUGCAUUGGAGCGUCAUUUACUCAAGUACGAAGUCUUGUAUCCAAAGGAACCGGUGCUGGGGAGUAUUCGAGGCGAAAAGAUCUAUCCUAGAGCCAAUGUCAAAACAGUCAGUACCGCGGAAACGUAUCGCAAACUAGGUAGACAGAUCAAGGAAGGAGAGCAACCAGCAAAGAUGGUCAAGGCGAACGUGUUUACACUUGAAAAGAAGCGCAUCAAAGAGCAAGCAAAGCAGGAAGGUCAUGAUCUAUUGGUAGCUUGUUACGGUGAUUGGCAGACAGAACCUUUUGUACCUCCACCUGUCAUAGAUGGAAAAUUGCCUAAAAACGCUUAUGGCAGCAUUGAUUUAUUUACGCCAGACAUGUUGCCUUUGGGAGCAGCCCAUAUACCAAUCAAAGGCAUAGCAAAAUUAGCAAAGAAACUAGGCAUAGACUAUGCAGACGCAGUUGUCGAUUUUGAAUUUGUGAAAAUGAGAGCUGUUCCAGUGAUGGAUGGAAUCAUUGUAGCAGAACAAGAAAAGUGGGUUUUAUUAGAGGCAUGGGAAGAACACGAGCAAAAAGAGGCAUUAAAAGCUAUUGCCAAACAAGAGAAGGAUGUCUAUAUUCGAUGGAGAAAGCUGAUCAAGAGCGUUUUGAUCAAAGCAAGAGUGGAUCAAGCUUAUGGAUCGCAUGAUAAGAUGGUGGAUAAGUGGGCGAAUUAUAAUAACAGUACACAAGAAGCAGCAGAUAAAGCCACUGGAGGAGGAGGAGGAGGAGGAGGAGGAGGAGGAUUUUUGCCAGAAAGUGACCAAGACAAUUGA